Molecule: messenger RNA, 2421 nt
Organism: Rhea pennata
Lineage: Eukaryota; Metazoa; Chordata; Aves; Rheiformes; Rheidae
Product: protein 4.2-like
Exons: 13
Coding region: 172-2265 (697 amino acids)
Biological process (GO): peptide cross-linking
Molecular function (GO): protein-glutamine gamma-glutamyltransferase activity
Source: RefSeq, a predicted model, not a curated record
GUCAGCAAGAUAAGCUGAAGGAGAGGUGGCAACAUCAUGUCCCACUCUGUAUAAGGAAACCGAGUAAACAACUUUGUAAGUGGAUUAUUUUUAGAGGAAGCUGAAGGAAAGAGCCAUUGCCCACGACGGCGAGCAGAAGCUGAAAACUUCCACAGGACCAGUGAACCAGACAUGGACCAAGGUCUGAGCAACAAAAAAUGUGAUUUCAAGAUUGCAGUGAACAACAAUAAUCACCACACAAAAGAAAUCAGCACUGACAGGCUUGUGGUGAGGCGGGGGCAGCCAUUCAGCAUUACUGUGAGCUUCACAGCUCCUAUACACAACUACCUGCAGCAGCUGAAGAGAACCUUCCUCAUAGUACAGACAGGAUCCCAUCCAUCCAAAGCAGAUGAAACCCAGAUUGAAUUCCCCAUCUCCAUCCUGGGAGAUCAAAAGCAGUGGAGUGCAGCACUAGAGGAGCAGGACUCAUGCUCCUGGACCAUCUCUGUGAACACACCUGCCAACGCAGCCAUUGGCCAGUAUGCUUUGCUCUUACGUGCCUCCAAAUCUUAUCAUCUGCUGGGCAGCUUCACCCUUCUCUUUAAUCCCUGGUGCCAAGAUGAUGAAGUGUUCUUGGGUAAUGAAGCACAGCGGCAGGAGUACAUCCUUAACCAAGAUGGUAUCAUCUACGGAGGGACUGAAAAUGCAAUUCUGGCACAACCCUGGGACUUCAGUCAGUUUGAGAAGGAUAUUAUAGACAUCUGCUUCACAAUGCUGGAUGUAGCUGAACACCAAGACAAGAAUCACACCCAGCGCAAGAACCCUAUCUAUGUCUGUCGCACAGUUGCUGCCAUGCUGAACUGUGAUGAGCUUAGAGGAAUCCUGACAGAAUGCAAGACAGGGGAAUACUAUGAUGGGACACACCCUUCCAAAUGGCUGGGCAGCAGCCCCAUCCUCCGUCAGUGGGCUGCAUCGCAGUGCAAGCCUGUCCAUUAUGGGCAGUGCUGGGUGUUUGCUGCAGUCAUGUGUUCAGUUCUGAGAUGCCUAGGAAUUCCCACCAGGGUGGUCACAGGCUUCACGUGGGCUCACAACACUAACAGCAAUCUGAGAGUGGACGAGUAUUACGAUGAAGAUGGGACACUGUUGAUGCACGAGAAGAGUGCCCGUGUCUGGACCUUCCAUGUUUGGAAUGAAUGCUGGAUAGUUCGAAGGGACUUGCUACCAGAGUACAGCGGGUGGCAGGCACUGGAUGCCACCUGCCAGGAGAAGAGUACAGGUUCAUCCUUCUGCGGGCCAGCCCCUGUUCAAGCCAUCAAGGAAGGGGACACAGAAGUGGAUUAUGAUGUCUGCUAUUUCUUUGCUGCCAUAAAUGCUAAGCGCCAGGUCUGGAUACACAAAGCAAGUAACAUCCUCAAGCCAGCUCUUGGUUGCACAAAGUACACUGGCAAUAACAUCAGCACCAAGAGUGUAGGCAGCGAACGCUGUGAGGAUAUCACACACAACUACAAGCAUCCUGAAGGUUCUCUUCAAGAAAAAGAGGCACUUGAGAAAGCCUAUAAAAAGAUACAGAAAACUGAGAAAACUUGCAGCAACAGCAAAACAGAAUUUAGUUCCAUUCCUACUGCCCUUGAAGAGCCAGUUAACCUUUUUAUCGACCUCCAAUCUGAGAAUUCUCUGCUACUGGGACAGGAUGUCCCACUUUCCAUUAAAGUGUUUAACCACAGUGGUGGAGAAAAAGCUGUGCACCUGGUACUCGGGGUCCAAUCUGUAUAUUAUAAUGGUGUACCCAUUACCCAGCUUUGGAAGGAAAAGAUUAAUUUUAUCCUCAAAAGCAAAGAAGCUAACACACUGCAGGUCUCUGUACCUUACUCACAGUACAGAAAAGACGUGGGAAAGAGCCAUCUGCUUAGGCUGACUGCCAUGCUGAGAGAUGAAGACUCCUUCUAUAUAUACUUUGCCCAGGAAGAGAUCAGCAUUUGCAACCCCCCUCUCACUAUUGAGGUUCCAGAAAACAUAAUACAGUACCAGCCAACCACAGCAGAGAUCAGUUUCCUAAACUCUCUCACCGAACAUCUGGAGAAGUGUGUCAUUCUGGUUGCAGGACGAGGGCUCAUUUACAGAGAGAGGAAGUACAGGCUGGGCUCUGUGCAGCCUACAAGCAUUCAAAAGCUUCAUAUCCCGUUCACCCCCACCCAGGCAGGGCCCAGAAGACUCACUGCAUGUCUGGACUGCAUUCAACUCCAGAACUUGAAGAGCUACAAAAGUUUCAACAUUGUAGCUGCCUGACACUCAACUCAGAACAGGUCCUGCUAUCCCCUUUUCAAAAGGGGUGGUCACAAUCUGUGCCAUGAACAUAAGGUAGGCUCUCUCCAUAAAAGAAACUUACUAGAAUGUAGACAAGCAUAAAUGUUAACAGUUUAAUUAAAGUCAUACUUAAAAUCA